AUUUGACAAUUAAAAAGUGAACAAUAAGUGAAGAAAAAAUACGAAAAAAUUGCAAAUUCUUAUAAAGAAAAUUUAUAUUAUAUUAGAAAAAGCUACAAAUUAAAGAAAUAAAAUCGGAAAAAGUCUAAUAAGCGAAAAAUAAAUGUUAUUUAACAUGUUUAAACCAUAAAGCAAAAUGCAAAUAUUGUAAUUAGAAAGUGCUGUGUGGUGAAAGAAAGAAAAAAAAAGAGGAAAUUUGUUGUGUGUUUUGUAUGAAGGCCAAGCGCCUACGCCUUCUGGAGGUCAUUAAUAUUGUGUGUUUCUUUACAUUGAGCAUAAUAAAAUAACUUAGUGUUUGCGUUUAAUUAUUUCUAAUUGUUAUUUUCACAUAUUCGCUUGGAAGUUAGCUCAAUAUUUUUGCCAUCACGUUAGCUUCGCAGUUUACAUUUAACGCCACCAUGCCGUUGGCAGAUCUUCAUAAAGAUCUAAGACAACAGCAACAAUUGGGCGUUACAACGGCUGCCAUACCCAGCUCAUUGUCCUCCUCGAAUGCGGCUUCCAAUCUCAGUGAUCAUGUGGGUAUAUCCCGUAUGCAAAUCACCUCUUCCGGUUGCAGUAGUCUGGCGGUAACCCCCAUGGAACAUACACCCACAGAUGAGGAAAGUGGGGGUGUAACAACAGUGACGUCAUGUCAAAGACGUCAACUGCAACAACAGCAACAGAACCUACAACCUUCACAGCUGCAGGCAGCAUUAGGUAAACAUCAACAUCAUCAUCAUCAACAACAGCAACAGGGGGUAGUCGCUGGUAGUACUUCAACUACUGCAACGACGUUACAAAAUAAUUUACCACAUUCCAACAAUGAUUUAAUGGAUUUAAGUGAUUCUGAAUGUUAUACUCAAUCCACUGGAGGUCAAGGUGGCCCCAACAACAUUGAUUGUGGGGAAAAUGAAUUUGAAUUGCGCGAGGUCAUAAAAGAGGGCCAUGAAAAAGCCGACCCCUCACAAUUUGAACUUUUGCGUGUUUUGGGCGAAGGCUCGUUUGGCAAAGUGUUUUUGGUGCGCAAAAUUGUGGGUAAAGAUGCGGGCACUCUGUAUGCCAUGAAAGUGUUGAAGAAAGCUACCUUGAAAAUCAAGGAUAGAGUAAGAAGUACAAAUGAACGCAAGAUUUUGGCCGAUGUCGGACACGCCUUCAUAGUAAAAUUACAUUAUGCCUUUCAAACGCCCGGAAAAUUGUAUUUAAUAUUGGACUUUUUAAGGGGAGGUGACUUGUUUACCCGCCUCUCCAAGGAAGUCAUGUUUACCGAAGAAGAUGUUAAAUUUUAUUUGGCAGAAUUGGCUUUGGCUUUAAAUCACCUGCAUUCUUUGGGCAUAAUAUAUCGUGAUCUGAAGCCGGAGAAUAUUCUCCUAGACGAAAAUGGUCAUAUAGCUUUGACCGACUUUGGUUUGUCGAAGCAGCCUUUAGAUGGUUCUAAAACUUAUAGUUUUUGUGGCACAGUAGAAUACAUGGCUCCCGAAAUUGUCAAUAGAAAGGGUCAUGAUUUUGCCGCCGACUGGUGGUCUUUUGGUGUUCUAAUGUAUGAAAUGUUAACUGGAAAUUUGCCUUUUCAUGGCCAGUCUAGACAGGAAACCAUGAAUCAAAUAUUAAGAUCUAAAUUAGGCAUGCCGGAGAAUCUGUCACCUGAGGCUCAGGCACUUUUAAGAGCAUUAUUUAAAAGAAAUCCUCAAAAUCGUUUGGGAGCAGGAGCAAAUGGUAUUAUGGAUAUAAAAGCUCACUGCUUCUUUGCCACUAUUGAUUGGUCCCGCUUAGAAAAGAAGGAAGUAAGACCUCCCUUUAUACCAGCCGUUUCUCGAGAUGAUGCUUUCUAUUUUGAUGUGGAAUAUACUUCAAAAUCUCCAAGGGAUUCUCCAGGAGGACCCAUUUCUGCCUCGGCCCAUGAAAUAUUUAGAGGUUUUUCUUUUGUUGCUCCCGUGCUAUUGGAACAAAGUUUAAGCAACCAUUCCUCAUUACCUCAGUCCCCUUAUUUACCCAGCCAACAGGCACCACGCUCUCUACCCGGCGUUUUACCCGGCAAUUUUCAUCAAGAUUACAAUUUACUGCAAGAGUUAGGUCGAGGCACUUUCUCCGUUUGCCGCCUUUGCGAACACAAAUCAUCGAAAAAACAUUUUGCUGUUAAAAUCAUAGAAAAGGCUGCCUAUAUGGCUAAUUCUUCCUCAUCCGAUUGCUGGGAGGAAGUAGAAAUCAUGUUGCGUUAUGGCAAUCAUCCAAAUAUUGUUACUUUGUUUUCGGUGUAUGAAGAUGCUCUUUCCGCCUAUUUGGUUAUGGAACUCUUAAAAGGUGGCGAAUUGUUGGAUCGCAUUUUGGCUGUUGGCCAAAUGUGUGAAAGUGAGGCUAGUGCGGUUUUAAGGACUAUGGUUUCAGCGGUAGCCUAUCUGCACGAACAUGGUGUAGUGCAUCGUGAUUUGAAACCAUCAAAUAUGAUUUAUGCCAGUAUGCGACAGACACCAGAGACUUUGAAACUUUGUGAUUUAGGUUUUGCAAAACAAUUACGUGCCGAUAAUGGUCUACUUAUGACACCCUGUUAUACAGCGAAUUUUGUAGCUCCUGAAGUAUUAAAACGACAAGGCUAUGAUUUGGCCUGUGAUAUAUGGUCAUUAGGUGUUCUACUCUAUAUAAUGCUAUCGGGACGGACACCCUUUGCAUCGACACCUAAUGAUUCACCCGAUGUGAUAUUAAAACGAAUAGGAUCUGGACAUAUAGAUUUUACCUCGACACGAUGGACGCUUGUUUCGCAUCCCGUCAAAGAUUUACUAAGACAAAUGCUGCACAUUGUGCCGGAAAAUCGUCCGACAGCAGCACAAAUACUACAACACCCCUGGCUAAAAGAACAAUCAGCUGGUUCUGUGCGUUUAACAGAAUAUUGUGCUCCUAGCAGUAUUACGCCUACAAAUAUGUCAUUAUCAAAUCAAGCUACUGCUACUGUUCCAGGUAUUUCCUCUAAUUUUACGAAUAAUGCCAAUAUGGUGAGAGAAGCGAAUGCUAAUUUACGUGGUGCUGUGGAUGCCACUUUCAGAGCCAUUGCCAUACCGCAGGCGGCCAAUGUGGGGCCUGUCGAACAAUCAACAUUGGCCAAACGACGUGCCAAAGAUCGUGCCAAUUUACAAACGUAAUCGAAAGCUUCUCUUAGAUGGCCAGCAUUUUUAAUACGUUUUAAAUUGAAAUUUUUAAGAUAAUUAUGAGAUAUGAGAAAAGUGAACAAAACUAAAUUCCUUCUAAAGAAAAGUAAAGCUUUACUAAUUGAAAACAAAACAAAAAUUAAACUCAACAAAAAAGGUAAAUUUUUUGCUAAACACGAGUUGUGAAACACUGGCUUACUUUUUUUUCUAACUUUACAAAAAUUAAGCACAACUUUUUACUUAGAAAACAAAAAUGAAAAUUAAAAAAACAGAACAAACACUAUUUUGAAACUUCUUAAAUUUUGAUAUAAGAAGUUAUUAUAUAUAAUAAUCAAUCUUCCAUUUAUAGUAAACAAGUUAAUUAUUUAUUUUAUAAUUAAAAAAGGCAAGAAAAUAAGAAAUUAUUAACACAAACUUUUUAUUUAUAUAUUUUUUUUGUAUAAAAACAAAAUAUAGAUAAUAUUCUUUAUAGUAGUUACAAUAGUUAAAAUUUUGUAUUAUAAUUUUAAUAAAAAUAAUUAAAUAGCUUAAUUUUUUCCUUAAAAAAAAAGAAUGACAAAAUGUUGGAAAACAAGAGAUAUUUGUUAAUAAAAAGCUGUUGUUUUAGUCAUGUGUCUUUUACAGGAUCAAAACUGAUAUUCGAAUUUAUAAUUUUCAAUAACUAUUGUUUCAUUUUGUUUUUUAAUACCAAUAUAUUAUGAGAUUUUAUUUUAAGUAAGUUGAUUUUUUGUGACUUUUAUAAAAAAGUUUUAAAGUAAAAGAUUUCACUACGUUUAAAGGUUAAAAAUUUAAAAUAGAAUUCUAAAUACUUGCUAAGAAGAUCGAACUAAAUUUCCUCCAAUUACAUUGAUACAGUUUAAAAUUAUUCGUUUGUGAUUUGUUUGGACAAUAUAAGCUUUAAACGCUGAUAUCUUCAUUUAAACAUUCCAGUUAUUUCUAGGUGGUAUAUUCAACCGAAAUGAUUUUUUUCUUUUUUUGGGUUCCGGACUUUAAUAUUUUGGCUACUUCUAGUUCGCUAUUUGUUUGCAUUUAUUUUGGAAUUGCAUCUAUAAAUUCAUUAAAAAUUCGUCAACAAAUCCUUUAGAUGUUAGUAAGAUUAAGCUGAUAUCUCGUAAAAUUUUUAUCCAAAAUCAGGCAGAAGUUCCUUGAAGUGUUAAUUACUGGCAUUUAUUUUGGUGAAAUUGGCUUCUUUAGAAGAUCGUCUGAUAGCUUAUCGUAAGAUAAAGUUGUUAUCUCUUACAUCACUUUCCAAUUUAAUAUCAUGCAAAAGUUUUUUUAGAGUUCUUCAGAAAGGCGUCACUAGUUUAUCAUUAAAUAAAACUAAUAGCUCGAGAAAUAAUGAUAAUCUAUUACUUUUCAAUUCCUAAUCACACAUAGUUUUUUAAGUGUUCUAUUUUUAAAUUAAAUCCAUUUUGAAUGCAAAGUAAUUGCAGGAUUGAUACUCCGAAUUUCAACUUAUGGCCAAAGGACCAAAAAUAUUGAGGGACAUUUUAAACAUUUACUAUUUAUUGAUUUAAUUCAUCUGUGAAACGGAUUUGUAGGAACAAUAAUAUUGGAGACAAUAUUAAACAAUGCACUAAUUAUUGUUAUACUUUUUUGCAUCUGCAUUUGCUGGUUCGUAUCUGAUUCGAAAGACCACAAAUAUUAAGGGGAAAGUUUUAACAAGUUCAACUGCUUCUGGUAUCUGUAAUCAUCGAUUCAUAUCCAAUUCGAAGGACCAAACAUAUAGAGGAGAGUUUUUAACUAUUAACUACUUUUGAUAUAAUUCGUUUCAUAUACUAUUUGAACGUUCAACAAUUUUAACGAUUUACUUUUCAUUGUCAUAUUUCCCUGAAUCUGUUCGUCACCCAACCGAAUAUCAAUAAUUUAAUAUUUAAUGAGUAGUAUAUUGCAACUGCUGAUUGAGUGUUUCAAAUAUACUAAGUUCAGACGUUUUAAUUUGCCCAUUUUACACAUUCUUUACCGGUUCGAAGGACCAAAGGUAUUGAGAUAAUAAGUUGCUAUAACUGUCAAAUUUCUUGACUCUUUUGGAACAUUUGCUUCAUUUUCUUAAAGCUACAACAAUUUUUGGGCCUAUUUUUUUGGAGACAUUUUAAAACCCACAGCGAAAUAGGAAAGUAAAGAGAAAAGCACGAACUUAAUAUAAACUAAUCCCCGUUAUCUCCACCUCCGGUUAACGUUUAACUUAUUCUGCCGGUUAAAAUAUUUUUUUAAUGAAAACUGUCAAUCUAACCUUACAAUAAUACAUUGAGAUUAUAGAGUUAAAUAUCUAAAUGUCAUCAUCAUUCAAUUCAUCAUAAAAUGAAAACACUGUAACCCACUGUAACUUGAAGAUUAAUUAAAAUGAAGACACAAAAGAAAAUAUAACUUAUUUCAGGAUUGACUUAUAUUAAAGAUAUUUCAAAAUAUCUAUUUUAAUAUUACAAAGUUUAUUUUAGAUCAUUAAAAAGUAUUCAUAUUUUUCAAAAUAUAUUUUUAGAUUAAGUAAUCUGAUAAAUUGGCCUUUGAUCUAAGAGUUAAAAACUGACACUUUUGUAAUAAAAGUAAUUUGAUCAUAAACCGAUAAAGAAUAAUUAUUCGAUUCAGAUUAGAAAUAUUUUUAAAUUACUUUACAAAGACCAGAGAUACUCAAAAAGUUUAUUUAUAUUUAUAUCAACAUUCUGCCCAAACAUUUACUGAUCUUCUUAGAGAGAAUUUACUGUAUUUUCUGAAUGUUUUUGUUAAAAUAAAAUUUUAAAUCAUUAAAUUGAUUUCACAAAAAACAUCAUUUUUUCAGUUGCUUCAAAAACAUAUUGCAUUUUAUUACAAAUUAUCAUGAAGUAAUUUUUAAUCAAUAUUUUUUUAAAUAAAAAAAAAAUCAGCUUACACUCCUACAUAUAACAAAAAACCUACUUCCUGUUAACUCCGAAUAAAAUACAAUAAAUAAUUGAAACCCUAUGACCUGUUAAACCUUUUAACCUUUAAAAUAAGGAAAAAAUCCAUAUUUUUGAAAAAGAAUAUUAGGUAAUAUUGAAAAAUUACAUAAAUAUAUAAUAAACUUGUUUAAAAAAUAAAAUCUAGUUAAUUAAUUAAAACCUAAUAUAAAAAAAAAAUAAAAUAAAUUGUUAAUUAUUGCUGACACAGUUUUUAAAAUCAUUGAUUAUAAACAUAAACAAAUAAAUAUUGAAAUUAUAUAAUAAUAUUAAUAAUAUAUUAUAUACUAUACAUAUAUUAAACAAACUAAAAUAACUAAUAAUUUUAUAUACACUUACAUAUAUUAUUAUAACUAAAACAAAAGUAUUUACUCUACAAUCUAUUUAACUCUAAACUAAUAACAAAUUUUAAGAAAUAAAUUAUUUUCUUAUUAACAAAACAAAAA
Lucilia sericata (common green bottle fly) is the source of this 6513-nucleotide messenger RNA. RefSeq names its product ribosomal protein S6 kinase 2 beta (gene S6kII). Gene Ontology annotation, biological process: protein phosphorylation; intracellular signal transduction. Bases 438 to 3149 code for a protein of 903 amino acids. NCBI's taxonomy places the organism in Eukaryota, Metazoa, Arthropoda, Insecta, Diptera, Calliphoridae. The transcript is spliced from 2 exons. The record is from RefSeq and is a predicted model, not a curated record. Gene Ontology annotation, molecular function: magnesium ion binding; ATP binding; ribosomal protein S6 kinase activity.